Eufriesea mexicana is the source of this 1949-nucleotide messenger RNA. RefSeq lists its product as uncharacterized. The record is from RefSeq and is a predicted model, not a curated record. Bases 1 to 1878 code for a protein of 625 amino acids. The transcript has 8 exons. Lineage: Eukaryota; Metazoa; Arthropoda; Insecta; Hymenoptera; Apidae. Gene Ontology annotation, molecular function: nucleic acid binding.
AUGGGGUCGCCAGAGAGGAUGCCGUUUCCGGUGAACCACAGGACCCUGCUGUCCAGGCUCGUCGCGCUCUCCGCAUUCAUACUGCACUCAGGUAUCGUGGCCCUUCGCAUGACAACCGUACAGAUACCGCAACACGUCGUUCUAAACGAGACGGUCCGCAUGCAAUGCAACUUCAACUUGGACAAAGAGCCAUUGUAUUCGGUGAAAUGGUAUAAAGACGGCCACGAGUUUUAUCGUUACGUACCUAGAGAUGUGCCCACGGUCCAGACCUUCCGUGUUCCUGGUGUGAACGUGAACAUACAAAAUUCCACGGAAAUAUCGGUGAUACUGAACAAUGUGAAUCUUACUAGUUCAGGGAGGUAUCGAUGCGAAGUGUCUGCAGAGGCACCUUUCUUUCAGACCGUGUCUGAUCAUGCAGAUAUGACAGUAGUAGUUCUUCCUGAUGAGGGACCACGAAUAACUGGUGGUCGUUCCCGCUACCAAGUAGGGGAAGUCGUCCGUAUGAACUGCACAUCCGCACCCUCGAAACCGGCCGCUCUAUUAACUUGGUUCAUCAACGGCGAACCGGUCAAUACCCAGUACCUGAAGGGACCGCACAUUACUGCCGUGGACGAGAAGGGUUUGGAGACCGCGGUAUUGGGCUUGGAGUUUCGCGUCGCCAACAAACACUUCAAGCUGGGCGACAUGAAGUUGAAGUGCUUGGCGACAAUAGCGACCGUCUAUCUGCAGAGCAACGAGGAGAGCGUAGAAGGAGACGAGAGGAUCCUAAAAGCUCCGGUGAUGGAAAGCCGCGAGACCAGACCACAGAGCCAUACACGCAACAAUUUAAUCAAUGACACUCGAGACCAUUGUUUAUGUUCGUACAAUACUGGUGAAUAUUUAAACAGAAUUCAUGCAAAAUUUACUGGCCACUGUCUGAUGGAACCUAUGACAUUAGGAUCACCUGUUGGAAGUCCAGUGCAAAUUCCUGGAAGUCCAGGAACUUCUGCAUAUCUCCCAAGUUUCCUUUUAGGUGAUACUACAAUGCCUGCUAAAAUAAAUAUGUCUGGCCCACAAGAUACUCCAAAACAAUUACACAUCGGACACAGUGGGCUAACCUCUCCGCUUUCUCACUAUGGCACCCCAGACUAUCGGACCAAUCGCCAAAAAGCAGUGUUUGGAGGAAGCAACACUCCUAAUACAUCACAGAUAGUGACAGAAAGUCAUACUGGUGGGCCUCCAACGAGAGGACUAUUUGAUACCUUAGAAACUUCUCCAGCAGGAACACCUUACUUAUCAGCAACCAAUCAAAGUGCACCUUGCAAUCAGCCAAGGCUUGUCAUGAACUCUAUGAAUAAUUCUAUAUUUAAUGACGUUGCAUUAAUUUCUAAUACGAGUGAAUCACAAGGUCUUUUGCAAUGGGUGACUGUUUUUGGUUUUCUUCCUAAUGAUCUAAAUACUGUUUUGGCUCAUAUUUCAAGCAGAGUUCGUAUAGUGGAUAAGCAUCCUCCACCAUACUCACAAAGCAACUGGAUACAUUUAAAAUGUGCUUCAGAACAAGAAGCACAAAGGGCACUCGCUUGUAAUGGAAAUAUAGUGUCAGGAUCUAUAAUGAUAGGUGUAAUUCCUUGUACAGAUGAGGGCGUUGUAUUAGGAUGUGAUAAAGAAAAUCGUUCUAGAAUGAAUGGAAGUAUUAAAUGUUUUUCUAAUUUAGGAAGAAUUAAUCAAUCACCAGAAUAUAGUACACCACGCACACCAAUUAGAAUACAAAAUGCAAGACCAUUGGCAGCUGGUUAUAAUCAAAAUCUUAGUUCUCAAUCAGUAAGGUCACCAGAGAAUGUUCCACAAAAAUCUACAGGUCUAGUAUCAAAAGCAAUGGAAUAUAUGUUCGGAUGGUAACCUUCAAUGAAGAAAAUUGUACAUGUUUUGUUAAUGACAAUUAUUUAAUAUGUAAUUUUCUUUAUGUUUUU